GGAGGUAUAUGAGUGCAGGCGGCGGGCUCUGGGUCCCUUUUACCGCCAUCAGAGCGGACUGGUUUUCUUUGCACCGGGAACGACACAUUAUCACCGCCGCACCCUCCUUUCCUGCUCCAUCCUCCGGCCAAACAGCGCAGUUUCACUUUAGACUCGGCAAAGAUGGCAGACAUGGACAACAAAGAGCAGGCAGAGAUGGACCCUGCAGACAUGGAAGAUGUGGAAGAAGUGGAGGAAGAAGAAACCGGAGAAGAUGUCAACAGCAAAGUCAGUCGUUUGACCGUUCAGAUGAUGCAGAACCCACAGAUCUUGGCCGCGCUACAGGAGAGACUCGACGGACUCAAUGGCUCCCCCUCAGGAUACAUUGAAAGUUUACCGAAGGUGGUGAAGCGUCGCAUCAAUGCUCUAAAGAACCUGCAAGUGAAGUGCGCUCACAUUGAGGCCACGUUUUAUGAAGAAGUCCAUGAACUGGAGAGAAAGUACGCCGCCCUCUACCAGCCGCUGUUCGACAAGAGGAGUGAGAUCGUCAAAGCUGCCUACGAGCCCACAGACGAAGAGUGCGAGUGGAAGGCUGACGAUGAGGAAGAGCUCACAGUAAGUAAACAGGAGGAGAUGAAGGAGAAGGCGAAGCUGGAGGAAGAGAAAAAGGACGAGGAGAAGGAGGACCCAAAAGGAAUCCCCGAGUUCUGGCUCACAGUGUUUAAGAACGUGGACCUUCUCAGCGACAUGCUCCAGGAACACGAUGAGCCUAUACUUAAACAUUUACAAGAUAUCAAAGUGAAGUUCUCAGAUCCAGGGCAGCCUAUGAGUUUUACAUUAGAGUUCCACUUCGAGCCAAACGACUUCUUCUCAAACACAGUCCUCACAAAGACAUACAAAAUGAGGUCUGAACCCGAUGAGAGCGACCCCUUUUCCUUCGACGGCCCAGAAAUCAUGAGCUGCACAGGUUGCACGAUUGAGUGGACGAAGGGCAAAAACGUUACAUUGAAAACAAUCAAGAAGAAACAGAAGCACAAGGGCCGUGGCACAGUCAGGACAGUGACCAAGACUGUGCCCAAUGACUCCUUUUUUAACUUCUUCACUCCUCCAGAGGUGCCAGAAAAUGGAGAGUUGGAUGAGGACUCCGAGGCAAUCCUGGCUGCAGACUUUGAGAUCGGUCACUUCAUUCGUGAGCGGAUCGUUCCUCGGGCUGUGCUCUACUUCACAGGAGAGGCCAUCGAGGAUGACGACGAUGAUUACGAUGAGGAGGGUGAAGAAGGAGAUGAUGAGGAGGGAGAGGAGGAGGCAGAUGAAGAAAAUGACCCAGACUAUGUUCCCAAGGUUUAAGUGGUGACUGUAGAAUUACCUGUACUGAAAGACGCCCCCCCAGCUGAAUGCAAGCAGCAGUGAAGUUUCCCGCUGCCUUGAGAAUCUCCAGCUUCUCAAAACUAAACAAAAAAAAUAUAUAUAAAAAAAAAAAAAAAAAAACUUUAAAAAAUAGUUACUUACGCCUUAUAAUGUUUUGUAUUUUUCUUGGUAGAGAAUUUGAAGUAAAAAAAAUAAAAAAAAGAUUUCAAGAUUUUUGUUAUACGAAAACUCAUGGUAACAUACUGGGAGCGCUGGCUCGUAUACAUAGUAUUUUAUUAUUCUAUAGAUUUGUUCCUUUCUUCUGUACAAUAGAGGCAUGCACUGCAAAAACACACUACCUGAGAUGAAAUCCCUUGAGUUUAGAAAAUUGAUCUCUUUAAGAGGUUUUGACUAGUUUAGACUUGGUUUAUGUAAAUUAUUUAACAAAAAUUAUUUGACUAGGUUAAAUUUAUGCUUUGUUUCAAUUCAAAUGAAAAGAUGAACAGUAUUAAAGGUGCAAUAUGUAAUAUUUUAACCACUGCUUGACUCCAUGGAGAUGAGCUCCUGAUUCCUCAAGACCAAGUUAAAGGUCAGAUCUGUGGAGGCGAGUCCACUCACAGUAAGAAUGCUCUGGUUUUCUAGGCAUUUAUUUGCACUUAAAACAUUAAUUGAAUAAAUGCUAGACAAGUUUAAUGCCAUACUGCGGAACAUUCCAGGGAAGGCAACGUUAACAUUACCAUGAAAGAAGAGAUGCCAGAUUCCAAUCAGAUAAGUUGCAUAGUUCACCUUUAAAUUUUUGAUUACAUUUUCAUAUCAAACCAAUUAUGCUAUGUGUAACUGAAGGACUGACCCAUCAUUUGUCAGUCACCCUGAUGUUAAAUCUGAACCAGCCAAAACUGCUCAAAUGGAUUAGUAUUCUGAAGUUGAGUAAUUUAAAUGUGUGUAGAUGUGUUUUGCAGUGCAGGGGGCAAAAGCAUGAACUACUAUCACUGCUAAAACUAGUUUGGAUUCUCGUGAAGUCUUUUGUUGUUUUUGAUCUUAGACAACAGCUGUUGGCUUGAAUGCUGCGUAACUAAAAUCUAAAAUUCAAAAUCGCUCAUUACUGAAUAAGGGAUAUUCCAGUCCAACCAUCUCAUAUAUGCCCACUUUGAGUUUCAUUAUCCCUACGGUGUGUUGGAAAUCUGUUAGUACCAUGUGACUUAUACUAUUUAAAGUAUUCUAAUGGUUUUCUCAGAUCUGGAAAGUACCACAUUUAAACAUUUUGGUACUUGUAGCAUUUCCAUAAUUUUUAAUGGCCCCAUUGGCCUCAAUUUAGUCAAUUCCUUUGGAAAGAAAA
Molecule: messenger RNA, 2662 nt
Organism: Periophthalmus magnuspinnatus
Lineage: Eukaryota; Metazoa; Chordata; Actinopteri; Gobiiformes; Gobiidae
Gene: nap1l1
Product: nucleosome assembly protein 1-like 1
Exons: 16
Coding region: 163-1326 (387 amino acids)
Biological process (GO): nucleosome assembly
Cellular component (GO): nucleus; chromatin
Molecular function (GO): histone binding; chromatin binding
Source: RefSeq, a predicted model, not a curated record